Messenger RNA from Plutella xylostella (diamondback moth), 1930 nucleotides. RefSeq names its product beta-1,4-N-acetylgalactosaminyltransferase bre-4-like. Lineage: Eukaryota; Metazoa; Arthropoda; Insecta; Lepidoptera; Plutellidae. Gene Ontology annotation, cellular component: Golgi apparatus. Gene Ontology annotation, biological process: glycosphingolipid biosynthetic process; carbohydrate metabolic process. Gene Ontology annotation, molecular function: galactosyltransferase activity; N-acetyl-beta-glucosaminyl-derivative 4-beta-N-acetylgalactosaminyltransferase activity. The record is from RefSeq and is a predicted model, not a curated record.
CGAUUUCGCCUUGAUGACAGUCCGUCAGUUGAAAUUUUGCGGUGUGAAGAGAGGAGAGUAGAUUGUGCAAUUUUGCUCGUUUUCAUCAUAAAUAUUCUUCGCAGUCGGAAAAUUUUACUUUCACUGACAAUAAACUCUAGAAUUCGCAUUUCGGUUCUUCUCACAUCUAUUCCUGGACAUCGGUUUAUUGAAAUAAUUAGUGAACAAUAGUGUAGUUUUUCCAUAACUGGUUUUUGUUUAAUAGACUGCGGUUUUUGGCACGAGUUUUGCGGUAAAUAACACUGAAUGGUUUAAAAGACCUCCUCAAUGGGAUUGUGUAACCAGCGGGGGAUGUCAGCAGCCGCCAGAUGAGCAGCAUGGGCCAGUUCCACCGGGCGCCGUCUUUGCCGGUACAUUACCAGCGCAUGUGUUGAUGGGCGGGGCCGGGGCGGGCGCGGGGCGGGCGGCGCGCGCGCUGCGCCUGCUGCUCCUGCUGGUGCUGGCGCUGGCGGCCGUGGAGUACCUGUUCGGCUCCCUGCUGGACGCCACUCCGCUGCGGACGUACCUGUACAAGCCGCAGAACGCCACCGCGCUGCCGGUGCUGAGAGAGGAGGCGUUGGGGGCCGGGCCUGCGGAUAAGAGCAUGCACCUGGAAACAGUGAAGCCAUCACCAUCAUGGAUGAACAAAAUGGCCGACAGUUCAUCCGUCCCGGAGAAAAACGUUUCGCUCUCCAGCAACAUAACCUCAAAACUAAACUCUACCGGCACUAUGAGUAGUGCGAUAUUAGUGUCCAAAAUUGUUGAUAGUAUAAAAAAUUUAGUGUCUACAGAAGCAGGUGAAAAGAAUGAAACUGAACUGCCAGUUUGUCAAGACCCCACUGAUCUAGGUCCAAUCCCAGUGAACAAGACGGAGAUAGAGCUGGAGUACGUGGAGUCGAAGUACCCGGAGGUGCGCUGGGGCGGGCGGUACGCGCCCAGUAACUGCACCGCCAAGCACAAGGUCGCCAUUAUUGUGCCAUUUAGGGAUCGUCUGCAACAUUUAGCGAUAUUUUUAAACCACAUGCACCCGUUUCUCAUGAAGCAACAGCUAGAAUAUGGAAUUUUCAUUGUGGAACAAGAAGGCUCCAUGGCGUUCAACCGAGCCAAGCUCAUGAACGUGGGGUUCGUGGAGAGCCAGAAGCAGAAGGCGGGCGGCUGGCAGUGCCACAUCUUCCACGAUAUAGACUUGUUGCCGCUGGACAGUCGCAAUUUCUACUCGUGCCCGCGCCAGCCGCGACACAUGUCCGCCUCCAUAGACACACACAACUACAGGUUGCUGUACCAAGACAUUUUUGGGGGGGUGUCGGCCAUGACAGUAGAACAAUUCAAAAAUGUGAAUGGUUUCUCAAACAAAUACUGGGGCUGGGGCGGCGAAGACGACGACAUGUCUCAUAGAUUGAAAAGAAAGAAUUACCACAUAGCAAGAUAUAAAAUGUCCAUAGCAAGAUACGCCAUGCUGGCGCAUAAAAAGUCAUCUCCAAAUCCUAAAAGGUACCAGCUCCUGUCGCAAACCAACAAGAUCCAGGACAAGGACGGCCUAUCCACACUGCAGUACGAGCUGCUAGAGAUCACUCACCGGCGUCUCUACACCCACAUCCUCACCAACAUCGACGAGCGCAGCUGAUGGCCGUACUUCGCCAAGCUGUUGUUUGGCGAAGAGCGGUAACACACGCAACUGUCAAAGUGGAUAUUUGGCGAAGAUAGGUAACACAAGCGACUGUCAAUGUGGCUGUUUGGCAAAAGGCGGUAACACAGGCAACUGUCAAAGUGGUUAUUUGGCGAAGAGUGGUAACACAAGCAACUGUCAAUUGUGGGACUCUGUGUUGUAGAAUGACGACGAGCGGUAACACACGCAACUGUCAAAGUUGUUUGGCGAAGAGCGGCAACACAGAAGCAACUGUCAAUUGUGGGA